Molecule: messenger RNA, 1471 nt
Organism: Fusarium odoratissimum NRRL 54006
Lineage: Eukaryota; Fungi; Ascomycota; Sordariomycetes; Hypocreales; Nectriaceae
Exons: 3
Coding region: 329-982 (217 amino acids)
Biological process (GO): endosome transport via multivesicular body sorting pathway; protein transport; late endosome to vacuole transport
Cellular component (GO): ESCRT III complex; multivesicular body
Source: RefSeq, a predicted model, not a curated record
AAGGUUGGCCCAGUCCGAUUACGUAGUGUCGGGACAUCCGUAGCGCGACCAGGCCAUCGACUCUUACCACGCAUCUGGAUCAAGGCUUGAUCUCUUCUCGCUGCCUUGCGCAUUUCUGCCUCCUACUUAUUUACUAUUCGCAAGGACUCUUCCCCUAUACCGACUCUUCGACCUCUCUUUACUAAGACCUACCCUCUUUCAUCCGUCAACCACCACUACCCCCGCACAUCAUGAAUGUAAGAACAGCGGUGUCGUGCGACAAUGCGGCGCGCCCAUGAUGGCUAAUUCGCUCACGAUAUAGAUCCUCGAAUGGGCAUUCGGAAAGCGCAUGACGCCCGCGGAGCGUCUACGCAAGAACCAGCGCAUGCUAGAUAAGGCCAUCCGUGAACUUGAUCAGAUGCGCGUCAAGCUGGAGAAGCAAGAGAAGACCCUUAUUCAACAAAUCAAAACGAGCGCCAAGAAUGGACAGAUGGGAGCUUGCAAGAUUCAGGCCAAGGAUUUGGUCCGCACGAGACGAUACGUCGAAAAGUUUUACAGCAUGCGCAGUCAAUUACAAAAGAUUUCGCUUCGCCUUCAGACAUACAGAACGAACGAACAAAUGAUGCAGGCUAUGAAGGGCGCUACCAUGGCAUUGGGAAGCAUGAAUAAAUCGAUGAAUCUUCCCCAGCUUCAACGAAUCGCCAUGGAGUUUGAACGCGAAAACGAUAUCAUGGACCAACGACAAGAGAUGAUGGACGAUGCCAUUGAUGAUGCUAUGGAUGUGGGAAUCGAAGAAGAAGGCGAUGAGGUGGUAGAGCAAGUCUUGGAAGAGAUUGGUGUGGACUUUAACCAGGCACUCGGUGAAACACCUACCGCUCUGGGAACUGCGGCGGUACCUGAGGGUAAGAUCGCUCAGGCGGUUGGUGGCGGAGGCGGCGGCGGCGGCGGUGGUGACCCUGUUGACGACGACCUGCAAGCAAGACUGGAUAGUCUGCGAAAAUAGACGAACUGACAGGGCUUCCUUGAAGCCUCAGGAGUUUUGUUUCAGUGAUAACCGCCAUAUCAGUUUAAAUGAGGGUACGCUACCAUUAUUCGGACCCUUCAGCCCACAGAAGAUGGCCAUAUGUCCGAUGUCAUGAUCGAUCUUUGGCCAUAGGAAGAAGGAAGGGAGCUUCAUGGUACUAUGUUUGUUCCGGUGCAUUGGUGUCUGGAGAAUUGUCUUACAAAUCAUCAGCUUUGCAGUUUUUCUGUGCUUUAUAGAAAACAAUACUCGCUGCUUGUCAGGCCUGUUGAAAACGUGGGCAACGCUUGACCAACUUGUCAGUCGAUUUGCGUCUACUUCAGUUUGUGUUGAUAUACUCGCACUAUUAUAAAUAUCCUCAAUUUGGAUGAUGGGUAAAGUAGAAUCUAUUGGAUCACACAAAACGGUAUCAUUUGCAAUAAACAGGCAACCUAUCUGAGUAUGGCUUUGACGGCAGUCCCAGACCUCCAC